AUGUCGCAGUUGGAUCCCGCCUUACUAUCUGGAGGGUUAGGAGCGUCCGCUAAUCCCCCAAUCUUGGACGAGGGGCUGCCUUUCUCUAGUUUAUCUCUGCUUAUACUUUUACUGAUACCUUGUGUUGUUCUGCUGCUACUCUUUAACUGCGUGAUACUGGGAUACAAACUUCUGUCUUGGAAGAAGAAACGGAGGAGAAGGCGGCGGCUGAGGGAACAACGGAGUUUUUUCUCGCCUUCAACCGAAUUCAGUAAACUGAGCAGAACCCCCAAACUUUCAGACGAACCAUCGUUUGCUAACAAUGCGGGGCCGGGUCGCAUACGGCCGGUUUCUUCCGCUCACAGCUUGGGAGAGAAGCGGGGCGAACCUGGGCCGAGGGGUAGAGCUUACAAACCAGACGGGACCGCGGGAGAAGGGUCUAGCUCAUUGAGGCCACCCAGCACCAUAGCCGUCCUGUCAACUACAGCGUCUACAACAAGAGCCGACUUGCCUCGCAGGGCUCAGGUUCAUACCAACAGCUCAUCGGACUGGCGAGCGGGUGUUCAUCAGAUAGUACCCAUCUCGAGCGAUUCAGAAACAGAACGACCUCACCCCGUUCCUCCAAAUUCGCCGGAGGUCAAUGUGCAGAGGGAUUUGCCAGGUACCAGGCAGAUGCAUCGCAGCAGCACCAUGCGGCUGCACAGUGAACGGCACAUCCGCAUCAUGAGCCCCCCAGUGGACUCGGUCCGAUUUGAGUGUGCCAGCCACAUACCUCGCGAGGAGAUCGGCUUCAUCCACUCGGGCAACUCCUCCACCCAGGGGCCAGGCCUGGACAGUGACUUCGGGGCCAGCGCAGGCAUCUCCCUGCGCAUCUUGUCCUCAGACAGUGAGAGCUGCUCCAAUGUUCUGUGGGCCUCCGGGCUGGAAUGGGAUUACUAUGACCCCGGAUACAAUAGACGGAAGCAGAUGCGCAAACGCAUGGAACAGCUGCCUGUGCUCUGCUCCAGACAGUACUGGGUUUAACCGCUGCGUUAAUAGAACACUCCCAUCCUGCACUGCACUGAACACUGGGUGAAUGCACAGUGGAGAGCAGCAAUCCUGCAAUCCUGC
Molecule: messenger RNA, 1089 nt
Organism: Polyodon spathula (Mississippi paddlefish)
Lineage: Eukaryota; Metazoa; Chordata; Actinopteri; Acipenseriformes; Polyodontidae
Product: protein huluwa-like
Exons: 3
Coding region: 1-1002 (333 amino acids)
Source: RefSeq, a predicted model, not a curated record